AUGCCAGACCAGAAAAGAAACAAAAGAAGAGAGCUUCUCAGCAGGGUCGUAAUGGGGGCUGUUGCAGGGUCUGUUAUCGGCCUGGGCGUAGGAAUAUUGCACAAAACUGUAAACAGAAAAAGCUCUAUUUGCACCCGGAUAACCGACACCAUGCUCAUAGGAGGGGUGUACGCGAUUGUAGAUAAGGUAAUUGAAAACUACAAUGUAAAUCACGUGUACAGGCCCAUUGUUACAGGAGCAAUUGCCGGUGGGCUUGGCUCCCGAGGAGGCGCCCUGGGCAUUGCAACAACCUCGGCUAUGACAGCAGGCGCUGCAUACGCCCUGGAAAACGCCAACGUCUUUGGAAGGCCCGACAUUGAGUAG
Nematocida major is the source of this 363-nucleotide messenger RNA. RefSeq lists its product as uncharacterized. The record is from RefSeq and is a predicted model, not a curated record. Bases 1 to 363 code for a protein of 120 amino acids. NCBI's taxonomy places the organism in Eukaryota, Fungi, Microsporidia. The transcript has a single exon.